UACACUAAUUACAACCAAGGACGCUGGAGAUGCGAUUACUCUGCUUCAAUCAAUGACUGGCUCAACGUUUGAUAGCAGCCAGCUCGUCUUCACUGCUUGCAUGGGUUACCAAGAUGUAAACGAAUGUAGGUUGCAGGAGUUAAGAAGCAAGCACAGGCCAGCUGUGAUGGCUGCAUUUGAGGAAAGAUUAAAGGGGCUUCAAGCUUGGAGGGAUUCGAAAGACCUCCUCGCAAGCAAAUUAUAUAAUUCUAAGCAAGAUCCAAAAUCAGUUUUGUUAAAUUUCAGCAAAGCCUCGCUGUCUCGUUCUGAAUCAGGAUCCAGCAGUAACGCAGACGAUGUCUUGAUUUGCCUGACUGGGGAUGGAGAGAUUGAUUAUUUUCAAGACCUUCAAGGACAGGUUCUUCGGUUGAAGGGUGAACUCUGCAAUUUGGUUGAGGAGAAACGAUCUGCUUUACUGAG
This is a messenger RNA of Brassica oleracea var. oleracea, 459 nucleotides long. RefSeq lists its product as uncharacterized. The annotation marks the transcript as partial. The record is from RefSeq and is a predicted model, not a curated record. The transcript has 2 exons. Lineage: Eukaryota; Viridiplantae; Streptophyta; Magnoliopsida; Brassicales; Brassicaceae.